Molecule: messenger RNA, 2238 nt
Organism: Hipposideros armiger (great roundleaf bat)
Lineage: Eukaryota; Metazoa; Chordata; Mammalia; Chiroptera; Hipposideridae
Gene: SACK1D
Product: scaffolding CK1 anchoring protein D
Exons: 4
Coding region: 45-1766 (573 amino acids)
Biological process (GO): positive regulation of cell cycle G1/S phase transition; signal transduction; regulation of TOR signaling
Cellular component (GO): mitotic spindle pole; cytosol
Molecular function (GO): protein kinase binding
Source: RefSeq, a predicted model, not a curated record
GCUGGUCUGCACUUGCCUGAGCCUGGUUGCGUCCGAGUACCGUCAUGGCUCGGCUCUCCGAGGGCUUGGACGAGCUGCCCAUCGCCUGCCUGUCUCCUUGCGGGCCGCCCAACCUCGCCGAGCUGUACAGCGAGGCGCAGCGCCUGGCACUCGAGGAGCUGGUGGCUGGCGGCCCCGAUGCCUUCACGGCUUUCCUACGACGCGAGCGCCUGGGCAGUUUCCUCAACCCCGACGAGGUGCGCUCCAUUCUGCUCACGGCUGAGCGUCCCAGCGAGGAGGGCGCGGCGGCGGGAGCUGAGGACUCCAUCGCCUCGUCGCACGACUGCUCCUCCGGCACCUAUUUCCCGGAACAGUCGGACCUGGAGCCACCGCUGCUGGAGCUCGGCUGGCCGGCCUUCUACCAGGGUGCCUACCGCGGCGCCACGCGCGUCGAGGCGCACUUCCAGACCCGCGGCGUGGGCGCCGGCGGCCCCUAUGGCUGCAAGGACGCGCUGCGCCAGCAACUCCGCUCGGCGCGAGAGGUGAUUGCGGUGGUGAUGGAUGUUUUCACGGACAUCGACAUCUUCAGAGACCUGCAGGAAAUAUGUCGGAAAAAGAAAGUUGCUGUAUACAUCCUUCUGGACCAGGCUCUGCUCUCUCAGUUUUUGGAUAUGUGCAUGGAUCUGAAAGUUCACCCUGAACAGGAAAAGCUGAUGACAGUUCGGACUAUUACAGGAAAUACCUACUAUGCAAGGUCAGGAACUAAAAUUGUUGGGAAGGUUCAUGAAAAGUUCACAUUGAUUGACGGCAUUCGUGUGGCCACAGGCUCCUACAGUUUUACAUGGACAGAUGGCAAAUUAAAUAGCAGUAACUUGGUCAUUCUGUCCGGCCAAGUGGUUGAACACUUCGAUCUGGAGUUCCGAAUCCUGUAUGCGCAAUCGAAGCCCAUCAGCUCCAAACUCCUGCCCAACUUCCCGGUCAGCAGCAAGUUUGACCAUCUGGUUGACCGGAAACCACUGUCCAAGGAGCUCACGCUAGGCAAUCUGCUGCGGCUGCGGCUCGCCAGGCUCUCAAGCUCCCCCAAGAAGGCCGAGCUGGAGUAUGGGUCGCCCGCCAAGGGCAGGGCAGAGUCCUUCACCGUCGGUGAGGAAGACUACUUCAACAGCCUCAAGAACCAACCGGAGGGUGGAAAGAGGGCCGAUGCCGCCACUCAGACAGAGCCAGGAAAGGAGAUGCGAGCAGUGAGCGUGAGUGACUCGGGAACACAAACCAGCACCGCCACAGCCAGUGCUGGGACCCAAACCACAGUCGCCACCAGGGCAGCAAGCUCCCAAACCGUGGUUCGGCUCACGUCGGCCACCACCCAGACUGACGUGAACGAGAACGUUCUCUUCUCUCAGGGAACCCAGUCGAAAGAAGGCUCACCGGUAUCAAAGAUGUCUGUGUCAAGGUCUUCCAGUUUGAAGUCUUCCUCCUCUCUGUCUUCUCAAGGCUCGGUGGCAAGCUCCAUCGGCUCGCUGACUUCCAUGAGAGCCACUGACCUCGUCCUCCCUGGACAUGCCAAGUACUGGGGCAUGCCCCACUUGGACUCAUUUAGAAACCUGAAUAAAGAGCGGCAGCUUCACUGUUCUGGUAUCAGGACCCGGCUCAACCAUAUGCUGGCCAUGUUCUCAAGGAGAACACUUCUUACUGAAAACUAUCUCGGAUUUAAUUCUGGCAAUUCUACCAGAGCACCCAUUAAUUUGCUGACUAUUAGAGAUAUCGCACUUUAUCCCUCCUAUCAGUGACUGCCCGGGGUCCAGACCGCCGCUGGGUACACCCAGCCUUGCAGGCGACAUCAUCAGAGCGUCCUGCUUUACAGAGUGUCUCCUGUCCAUCCUUGUUUCUCUUUCACUUGACUUUUAGUCUCUCUGAUUUUCUUUGAAUUCUGUAAACUGCGUAUUAUUUUAUGUGCUUUUACUUUAUUUUUGUCAUGUACAAACCAGGUAUUGGUUUUAUGGUUUAAACACUAUGGGUACAGUUUCUUUGCACAAUUUUAAUAUUGAUAUCUCUUAAAGAGAAUGCGUAGGGGUUCUCAGAUUAAUUCAGGUAAGAGAUAAAAUAUGUUUUGCAUUUUUCUAGAUUUGUGUGCUCUUCUGUUUAAGCGGUUUAAAUCACUAGUUUUUAUGAUCGAAUAAACUGUUUCUUAAUUGUCUGUCUCUUCUUUAGGAUGUCUGUGUUCUUAGCAUUAGCGAAAUAUAAACAACUUUUAUGUGGUGA